This is a messenger RNA of Triplophysa rosa, 3267 nucleotides long. RefSeq names its product STRA6-like (gene stra6l). Gene Ontology annotation, cellular component: plasma membrane. NCBI's taxonomy places the organism in Eukaryota, Metazoa, Chordata, Actinopteri, Cypriniformes, Nemacheilidae. Gene Ontology annotation, biological process: vitamin A import into cell. The transcript is spliced from 18 exons. Bases 118 to 1986 code for a protein of 622 amino acids. Gene Ontology annotation, molecular function: signaling receptor activity; retinol transmembrane transporter activity. The record is from RefSeq and is a predicted model, not a curated record.
CACAUUGGAACAAGGGUUUAUAAUGAAGGAGAGCUACUGUAAUGUUUAGCUAUUUUUUUGUCAAUAAACGACAGAAUCAGUGUGCUACACCUACAGAAGAUACACUGAACCCCAACUAUGGAUGAAUGCGAGAAUGGAUUUUCUGUGGAUUUGUUUCUGCAUUGUUCUCUCGUCCCCGCCGUUUUCAUUGUGCUUUUGCUGUCAUUUGUGCAAAGUCGAUCAAAGGCUCAGCCUUUCGAGGAGCGCUUUCCGUACCUUAGGGGUCGAUUCGGCAUUGUGGUGCCUUUGGACUUCAUUGGCAGUCUAAGUAAUCGAUGGUCUUUCGGCUUUGCAUUUGGCGCUAUUGCUCCCAGUGUGCUUCAGCUAUUUUCAGAGUCUUACACACCAAUGAAAGUUCCAAACUGGGCUAAAGCCUUUGUGUACCUGCUAGGAGCUCUAGAAGUGGGCGUGGCUUAUUUCCCCUUUUUUGCUUGCCUUUCAACGCCACACCGAGCGCUUGGAGGGGUUUUAGGUGUUCUGUACACACUCAUGUGGCUCACUGCAAGACUGUAUGACACGGCAAGCUGUCCAUCUGGAAAGAUUUUGGGCCGUUAUGAAAAAUUGAUCAUCCAGUGGCCGUUCUUCUUGUGUCUGGGUUUUCUGCUGGGUCGGUUUGUGUAUAUCAUUGUGAAGGCAGUAAGAAUCCACCUGCAUUUGCAAGAUGAGGAGAAUGAAGAGGAUUUACAAUUCCAUCAGUUCAGAUAUGUUAAGACUCUACUGAAACGCCCACCUGAGCCGUCAGAACCAAAGAGUUGGUUUCGGAGAAAAGUGUAUGACUGGGACCCGUAUUUUAAAUUCCCAAACAGAAUGAUUGGCACCUCCAUUAUUUCAUUGAUUGGCUUGUACACGAUGACACUUCUAGACUACAGCUUAAGCGACUACACCUUUGAUAAACUAGAUGCGUUGAAGGAUUCACUUGCAGAGAUAGCAUCCUCCUGUAACCAUACAGACAACAUGUUUACAUCACUUGUGCCUGGGCUGGAUGAGUUCAGCUAUGUUGCACGUAUGUCUUGGUUGGCGACAACUAUUUUUGCCACUCUGACAUCUGUUACUUACACUUUUCACGUGCUGGUAUGUUACAGGAAACAUAUCAAACGAUUGUGGAGAGGGGAGAAAAACUUUCUUCCAGUGAAGUUUCAUAAGCCAAGCCCUGCAGUCAGUGUGGCAGCAAUAACAAGAUACUCGGGCUGGCAGAUUGCCUUCACUCUGUGGGGUUUUGUGAUAGUUCACUUCAUACAGUUUCUUUUUGCCUUGAUAUUUGCCUAUGGAGUUGUUCUGCCAAUCCAGAAAGGAAAGUUUCUACGCUGGCUUUCUAGUGUAUCUAUCAUUCUACUAACAAUAUUCAUCGUGGUAGCCAUAGUAAUAGUGCAGAUUGUUCUGGUUCAGAUAUUCUUCCUGCAGAGCAAACUCUCACCUGACGACAAACAAAAACCUCUUGCACUCAACAACAGAAAAGCGUUCCACUGCUUUAACUAUUUUUUCUUCUUCUAUAAUGUGAUAAUGGGGUUGAGCAACUGCAUUUUGCGCCUGUUAGUAAGCUGCAUUUUGGGCACGUGGUUGGUAUCGCGCAUUGAUCGGACCAUCAUGCAGCGGGGCUAUGAGUCCAUGGAUCCAGGAUAUAAUACCUGGAUAGGGAUGAUAUUCGCUGACCAUUAUCAUAGCAACCCUGUUAUGCUGUCUUUCUGCCACCUACUGCUUGGAAAGACACUGGAUCGGAGACCUGCAGAACCUUCUUACGAUACCUUUAGCAAUACCACAGGAUGUUCAGUAGGGGUCAGAGUACGUGUGCGCUGGCUGCUGCUCUACACUCUGCUGAGGAAUCCCAAACUAAUUUUGCUCAGAAAGAGAAAACCACAGGAUCACCAUGACAACCAAGACCCGCUCCUCAUAGCUCGAACUAUCACCUCACAAGCUCAACAAGCAAACGGACUGGUCAGCAACUGCUGAAACAUGGACUGUGAAAUAAGGACUGGAUUUGAUCAGGGAUCUGGAAGGAGAGAAAUGAGACUUGAAAUGAAGUGAAGAAAUGAAGUGAAUUAGUAUUAUUGGUCAAUCAUUUUGUAAUAAAAGCUGUUUGGGUGAACUCACCUCACUGGUUCUUUGCCAGGAGGAAAACCCAGGGCUGGCAAUGGGGGCAGUGCAAGGGGAGUCCAGGAAGUGAAUUUCAACCUCAAAAUGUAGAGGAUUUCCAUCUUUUAUCCAUGGAAUAGACUCCAAAUGCUAUGCAUAUUUCAUACAAGCUAAAGGGGCAUUUUCUGUGUCUGUGGUUUAAAAAUAUAAAAAAUGUUCCCAGCUAGUGUCCCCCGCCCCCCAUUGAAUCAGCCAUUUCCAGCACCGGGAAAACUAUUCCGUUACUAAAAAGUACUGUUGCUGUGCCAUGGUAUGUGAAGUCAUCAGCUGCUUAUAUUCGGGUUCUUUGAUAUAUAAAUAUAUGGUAUUGUACCUGAUAUGUUUUACCAUAAUAUGUCAUGUUAAUAUCAUUUAACAUGGUAUUUUAGUCUAUAAAUAAAGUUUUAAACUAACCUGUUUACAAAACACAAUACCUUUUAUUUUGAUCAAAUCGUUUGUAAAUUUGAAAAAAAAGGUAUUUUUGUACAUUUGUGAAAAAAUAAAUAUCAUGGCAUAGUGAUGGUAAUUAUGCUUAGACAAUUUUCCAUCUCAUUUCUAAGUAAUUUUGGAUAAAAGUGUCUGCGAAAUGAAUAAAUGUAUGUAUCAGAUUGUAAUAUCAUAUGUGUUUUAAAAUUCAAGGGUUUCAAAAUUAAAACUUUUUUCUUUCUGUGUCACAAGCCCCAUCUCCUGCCCAAGAGACACACUUUACAUAAGUGCACAGAUAAGCUAUUAGUUAUCAAAGACUAUCAGUUUAGAUGUUUGUUUAUUGGGUGUUUGCCAUUUGUCAAGUACAGUGGGGGUUAAUGUCUGGUAUCAAUGUUAUUAGGUUGGGUUUGACCUCAAGGUCAAGGCAAGAAUAAAAUAAAAAUGUAAAGGCUUUUUUCUUCAGCUCUUCUUGGACUCUGUUUUACUCAACUUUACCUGACAUUGGCACAUUCUCGUAGGCUAUAUUCCAUCCUUAUGCAUACUGGGUAUUGUAAAUUGUACCUGUAGCCUAUAAUUUUGUUUAUUGGUAAAACCUAAAUGUUAGCUGAUGCAAUACAACACAGUAAUAUUCUAGCAAUGCUCUACCACAAAUUUUGUAAAUAUCACUGUUUGUUAACAUAAAUGUUGGGACAU